Misgurnus anguillicaudatus (oriental weatherfish) is the source of this 2774-nucleotide messenger RNA. RefSeq names its product CMP-N-acetylneuraminate-beta-galactosamide-alpha-2,3-sialyltransferase 1. Gene Ontology annotation, cellular component: membrane. Gene Ontology annotation, biological process: sialylation. The record is from RefSeq and is a predicted model, not a curated record. NCBI's taxonomy places the organism in Eukaryota, Metazoa, Chordata, Actinopteri, Cypriniformes, Cobitidae. Gene Ontology annotation, molecular function: beta-galactoside (CMP) alpha-2,3-sialyltransferase activity.
CUCCAGGUAACAGGUCCUUCGGUGCUAGUUUAAAAUCCCAACCAGGGAGACGGCAUGUUGUUGACAUCAGUGAUCUGAACUAAUGAAUAGUCUUUUACUUGUUGAAAAAAAUACUAUGCAAAGCAGGUGCACUAAGCAUUCCCAUCAGAGGUUGCAAACACGAUAGCUAAAUCCUUAUUUCAGUUCAAUAAAACACUGCCAACAGUAGCCUAUUGGGUGUAUUCAGUAAACAUUAACUGGAAUACGACCUUCACAGCACGGUUGGGUUAUCUAGGAAAUAUAAAGCCUUAAGGAGCAAGGGUCAACUGACAGAAGAACUAACGCAUGAGAUGGGAUCGUCAACACUUUUUCUCAUGUGUUAAGAAAAUAGGAGAGUCCUCAACAGUGUCGCCACGGGGCAGCGGGAGUGAGGCAAGAAGACAUGCGAGUGUUCAGAUUUAGGAAUUACUACAUGACAGUGAUUAUAUGUGUAAUUGUAGUCUGUAUGUUGCUGGUCUUUCAAAACCCUUUGAAUGAGAUCUCAGAUGGGAUGUGUGCGUGUAGUCACUGUGUCAGACAGCAUACCCAUAGUCCUUGGUUUAAUCAACUCUACGACCUAUCCAUUCAAAUGCUACUUACCAAGGAAAAUCACAUGCUCAAGGAUGAUAUCCUCAAGUAUUGGAAGGGUCUUCAGAAACAUAAAAUGGAAGCUAAUUACACAGAAGUGGUGAACAAGUUGUUUUCCCUAUUUCCUAAUGAAGAACGCUACACUGAUGCUGGACCACAUCGCUGUAGAACCUGUGCUGUUGUUGGGAACUCUGGGAACCUCCUAGGAUCCCAUUAUGGGUGUCAAAUAGAUCUUCAUGACUUUGUCAUUAGGAUAAAUAAGGGUCCAACGAAAGGUUACGAAAAGGAUGUGGGUUCGAAGACCACUCAUCGGUUUAUCUAUCCUGAGAGUGCCGUGGAUAUGGACAACUCCACCCAUCUGGUGCUUUCCCCAUUUAAGAUCCUGGACAUGCAGUGGCUCAUCAGUGCUUUCACCACUAAAAACAUCACACGAACUUACAUAAAAGUUAAGCCGAGUGUAAAUGCCAACAGACAUAAGGUGAUGAUUCUUCAUCCUGCUUUUAUAAAAUACGUCCACGAGGUUUGGCUACUAAAGCACGGCCGAUAUCCUUCUACUGGCUUUCUCGCAAUUGUAUUCGCCCUGCACGUCUGUGACCAGGUUUCCACGUUCGGGUUUGGUGCCGAUCAGAAUGGAAACUGGUAUCACUACUUCGAGAAAACCGGGCGUAACCUUCGUACGGGCGCUCACAGCGGCAGUUUUGAGUAUGAUACUAUGAUGCGGCUGUACCUGGAAAACAAAGUCCAGGUGUUCAGAGGAAGAUAAUCAAGAUUUUUCCAAAUUUGUACUUUUUUUAGGAAUGCAAUGAGAGCAAACACUAUUUGUAGUGUCACAAUGACUGCAUGACUACGCAGUUCACUAUGUCUGAACAAACUGUACUGCUCUUGCGUUGUUGCAAAUCAUUUUUGCCUCGAGCAAUGUUGUCUCAGCAUGCAGAUGUCUGUGUUGGUUAGCGGCCUAACAUACUCAUGAACUGGUUUACUACAGAUGACACAAAUUUGUAUGUUGUAAAAAAAAUGUGUAAAAAAUGCAAGAUUGAAUUGGAAUUAAGUUAUAUUGCAUCAGUAAACAGAACAAAUUUUCGACAAAAUUGGGUUUUAAUGAUCUGUGCAUUGAGUUUUUGUUGACUUUAGUGAAUCAUAGCGUCACACAUUCAUUGUGGUUAGUCAUGCGUGCAGCUUUUGUGCCAAAUUAGCUAUGUAAAUUCCUAAAGACAUGACUUACGAUAAUAUGCACUGGGAAAACAUACAAAUUGUGAUAUAAACAUAUAUACAGCAUACACAUACAAUAACAAUUUUUUAAGUUUCCUUCAUGUGAUUGUAACCUAUGGCUUGAAAACAGAUUAAUUGUUUGUGUUUAUAUGUCAAAAACAAUUUUUGUAGUUGCUCAACGUCCAUAAUUUCACCCUGAUGUAAUGAGUGGGUUGUUCACUAGUGUCUGAUGAUGUGUAACAGCUGUUCACAAAGCCUUAUCUGCAUACGUGGUACAUCAGAGUCAAGAACAGGUUCUUCUGGGUGUGGAAGUCUAUUGUAUGUACUGUAACAUCGGCCCACUCCUCAAUAUAACUACACCAAAUAAUCCACUUGGCUAUUGUUUGUAAAAUGAGUACAAAUAUUUGUCACCCACUGAGGAGGCAGUGCCUUCAGAACAAAAGUAUAUUAUAUUAGCAAGAUUAAACAUGUCAUGCUGUGUUUAAAUAGACUUACUUAGCGUCAUAUGUCAUGCAGUGAAAAUGUCACUAUAUAAAUAACAAUUAAGUCGAGAGGCUUCUUUCUUAAUGCAGGGUCAACAUUUGAGGCAAACAUUUGUAAGGUUUUUGUAAGAUUAAAUUAAUCUUUUACAGUGCCUAAAAAUAGUAACGCAUAUAAAUUCAAGUAGUAACACGCAAUGGUUGACUUAUUGCAUAUCAUCAAGAAAAAAUAUUAUAAAAAAACAUAAAACAUACAAACUUUAUCAAGCUUUCCAUAUGCUUUCCAUAUGUCGCAAUGUAUUUAUUUUAACUUAAAGUUUAAUAUAAUUUAUAUCUGGUCUGAUUCAUUUUCGAGGAAAUAAAACUUUGUCUUUACUGUAAAAUAGGUCAUAGAUGAUUCAUAUUAAAUUUGUUUGUUAAUAAAAUUACAAAUGAUACUGAUACACUGUCUCAUGAUUUAUUGGAUUUUACAUGUUAAAC